Messenger RNA from Raphanus sativus (radish), 1668 nucleotides. Its product is annotated as probable beta-1,3-galactosyltransferase 14. The transcript is spliced from 7 exons. The coding region runs from base 158 to 1201 and encodes 347 amino acids. The record is from RefSeq and is a predicted model, not a curated record. Lineage: Eukaryota; Viridiplantae; Streptophyta; Magnoliopsida; Brassicales; Brassicaceae. Gene Ontology annotation, cellular component: Golgi membrane. Gene Ontology annotation, molecular function: hexosyltransferase activity.
AACAACCUCUGUCCGAAAACGGAAAAAAAAAUUAAGAACCACUAUCCAUCCUCCAACACUAAAAAGCUGUUGGCAAGUAUCAACACGUGACCGGAUCCUGAUAAUUGGAUCCACCGGAUCGGAGAGUACCAAGGUGUUAGCUGCUUGCUUUGCCACAAUGCAAUCUCCUCGUAAGCUAUUCCACGCGCGUCAAUCACUCGCCACGCGCCGAUCAACAGCUCUUAUAGUAUUAACCUCCCUAGCUAUCGGAAUCGCCGGAUUCACAUUUGGCCUCGCCGUGAUCCUCUUCCCCGCUCUCCGAUUAACCGGCCGUAAUUGCUUGACCAACGCUCCUCCGAAGACGGUGCGAGUCGUCUGGGAAGUCGCCGGGAAUAACAACGGCGCUGGUGGUGGCGGCGGCAAUGGGAAGAGGCAUAAGGUUAUGGGAUUCGUUGGUAUUCAGACCGGAUUCGGAUCGGUUGGUAGGAGACAAGCACUUAGGAAGACGUGGAUGCCGUCAGAUCCGGAAGGACUUCGACGCUUGGAAGAAUCUACGGGAUUAGCCAUUAGGUUUGUGAUAGGAAAGACCAAGAGUGAGCAAAAAAUGGCUGAGCUCAGAAGGGAGAUCGCAGAGUAUGAUGACUUUGUCCUUCUUGAUGUAGAAGAGGAGUACAGUAAGCUCCCUUACAAAACUUUGGCUUUCUUCAAAGCUGCGUAUGGGCUUUACGAUGCUGAGUUCUAUGUCAAAGCUGACGAUGAUAUAUACUUGAGGCCAGAUCGACUCUCUCUGCUGCUGGCUAAAGAGCGGAGUCACUCUCAAACAUACCUAGGAUGCUUGAAGAAGGGUCCAGUUUUCACAGAUCCUAAGCUCAAAUGGUAUGAACCAUUGUCUCAUCUGCUGGGAAAGGAAUAUUUUCUUCAUGCUUAUGGCCCGAUCUAUGCUCUCUCUUCUGAUGUCGUAGCAAGUUUGGUUGCCCUCAAGAAUAACAGUUUCAGGAUGUUUAACAACGAGGACGUAACAAUAGGUGCGUGGAUGCUAGCAAUGAACGUCAACCACGAGAAUCAUCACAUACUUUGCGAACCAGAAUGUUCUCCUUCCUCUGUUGCUGUUUGGGACAUCCCCAAAUGCUCAGGUCUUUGUAAUCCAGAGAAGAGAAUGUUGGAACUUCACAAGCAAGAAAGCUGUUCGAAAAGCCCGACUUUGCCAUCAGAUGAUGAGUGAUCUUUUGCCACAUCUUCGACUCAUACCCGCAGCAAGAUUGUCUCCAAUCUUAGAAGAGCGAAAGUUUUGAUUUUCUUUUGUUUUUUUUUUUUUUUGUUUAACCUGGGGGUAUCCCAGGCCCAGAAGGCCCAGACUAAUCCCCAAGGGGAAGGAAUGCCCACGGAUAGACGCCCCUCCCAGUUUUUCAAAUGGGCCGAAAGCAUGGCCCAUAUCCGUGUGGGUGACAAGAGCGUUGCAAGGUAGUUCCCUCCGGCGUGGAUCGAACCCCCUACCUGGGUGCAGGCGGGAACCCGUCCUAACCAUUGGGCUACAACGUCUUGUCAAAAGGAGGAAAGGUGGUUUCGAACCUCGUGGCUUGAUUUUCUUUUGUUCAUUGAGGAAAAAAAGGUGGAGGAUUUUUUGUCAGAGCCAGUAUAAUCUUAGUACAUAGACUCAUAUACAAUGUGUGUGAUCGAUUUUUUUUGUUU